Penicillium riverlandense is the source of this 1581-nucleotide messenger RNA. RefSeq names its product chaperonin-containing T-complex subunit CCT2. Gene Ontology annotation, biological process: protein folding. Gene Ontology annotation, molecular function: ATP binding; ATP hydrolysis activity; ATP-dependent protein folding chaperone. Lineage: Eukaryota; Fungi; Ascomycota; Eurotiomycetes; Eurotiales; Aspergillaceae. The transcript is spliced from 3 exons. Bases 1 to 1581 code for a protein of 526 amino acids. Gene Ontology annotation, cellular component: cytosol; chaperonin-containing T-complex. The record is from RefSeq and is a predicted model, not a curated record.
AUGGCGUCCUUCGGCAAUCCCACACAGAUCUUUGCCGACGAUGUCGUCGAGGAGAAGGGUGAGAACGCCCGUCUGUCCGCCUUUGUGGGCGCCAUCGCCGUCGGAGACCUCGUGAAGAGCACGCUGGGCCCGAAGGGCAUGGACAAGAUCCUACAAUCUGCGUCGACCGGCGAUAUCCUCGUGACAAAUGACGGUGCUACGAUUCUCAAGUCAAUCGCUUUGGACAACGCUGCGGCGAAGGUCCUGGUCAAUAUUUCCAAGGUUCAGGACGAUGAAGUGGGUGAUGGCACAACCUCUGUCACCGUGCUGGCCGCCGAGCUCCUGCGCGAGGCCGAGAAGUUGGUCAGCAGCAAGAUCCAUCCCCAGACCAUCAUCGAAGGUUACCGGAUCGCCAGCCGGGCUGCCCUCGCCGCUCUCGAGUCAGUAGCCGUCGACCGCAGCCAGGACCCAGAGUCUUUCCGCAAGGACUUGCACUCGAUCGCCCGCACGACUCUUAGCUCCAAGGUGCUGGCCCAAGAUCGGGACCACUUUGCUCGGUUGGCUUGUGAGGCCGUUUUGCGUCUCAAAGGCUCGACCGACCUCAGCCACAUCCAAGUGAUUAAAAAGGCGGGUGGAAAGCUGAGCGACUCCUACCUCGACGAGGGUUUUAUUCUGGACAAGAAGAUCGGUGUCAACCAGCCCAAGCGACUGGAGAAUGCCAAGAUCCUCGUGGCCAACACCGCCAUGGAUACGGAUAAGGUCAAGAUCUUUGGAGCUCGGGUCAAAGUCGAGUCAACAGGCAAAUUAGCCGAGUUGGAGAAGGCAGAGCGCGAGAAGAUGCGUGCCAAGGUGGAGCGGAUCAAGGCUCAUGGCAUCAACUGCUUCGUCAACCGCCAACUCAUCUACAACUGGCCGGAGCAGCUGUUCACCGAAGCCGGGAUCAUGUCCAUUGAGCACGCCGACUUUGAUGGCAUUGAGCGCUUGGCGCUGGUGACGGGCGGCGAAAUCGCCUCCACCUUUGACCACCCGGAUCAGGUGAAGCUCGGCGGGUGCGACCUGAUCGAGGAGGUGAUCAUUGGCGAGGACACCCUGAUCAAGUUCUCUGGUGUGGCCGCCGGCCAGGCGUGCACCAUCGUGCUCCGCGGCGCCACAGAGCAGCUGCUGGACGAGGCCGAGCGAUCGCUCCACGACGCCCUGGCCGUGCUGUCUCAGACGAUCAAGGACCCCCGUGUUACGCUUGGCGGUGGGUGCGCCGAGAUGGUUAUGGCCAAGGCCGUGGAACAGGCUGCGCAGAACACCACUGGCAAGAAGCAGCUGGCAGUGGAUUCCUUUGCCCAGGCGCUAAAGCAGCUGCCAACCAUCCUGGCGGACAAUGCUGGACUGGACUCGAGCGACCUGGUGACCCGCCUGCGUCAGGCAAUCAACAACGGCAUGACCAGCUCCGGGCUGGAUCUGCUGACGCCCGGCGGUGGCAUUGCGGACAUGCGUGAACUCGGCGUGGUGGAGGCCUACAAGUUGAAGAAGGCGGUGGUGUCGUCGGCUUCGGAGGCCGCUGAGGUAUGUCCACUCUUCCCUCUGCUAUUUGGAUUGUAUAUGUACUAA